AUGCAUCCCGCUCUUCUCAUUUCAGAGGUUGUCGUCGCUAUUUUUGAUGCGCUUGACAAUACCACGUACCGCGACGUCCUGACCCGGCGGCAAACCCUAUCGGUUUUGGCGCGGACAUGUCUCGCGUUUCUCGACUCGGCGUUGGACUUGCUCUGGGAGGACCUCCCGGAUGUUCGAUAUUUGACCAAGACUCUGCCAGAAAGACCUGUGGAACUAGUUGCAAACGAGGCCGCAUAUACCCCAUCCGAAUGUUCCCGCUUUUUCUCAUACGCCGCCCGCAUCCGCAAAUUAGAAGUGUCUUGGAAGUCUCAGGCAGCGUACUCCGACCUCGAACCCCUUAGACUUGUUCCUCUAGAUUCUCAUCAUCCCCCAUUGUUCCCAAGGUUGAAAUCCUUGACCUGGUCGGACGACCGCCCAGGAAACGCCAUCUUUCUGCGUCUCUUCCUCGUGCCCUCGCUCCUCCAUCUACGGAUCCACUUCCUUUGGAAAACUGAACUCGUGUCGGUCGGGUGUCUCCGGGAUCUCGGCACCCUAUGUCCGCAGCUCCAGGCACUGUCGCUGAAAGACAGCCGGACGAGCUGCAUCCCUUCCAAGUUCGUGUGCUCGGUCAUACGCGGCUGUCACAAACUGGAGGCGAUCAGAUGUCAUGGAGUCGACGAGCCAACGAUGCGUCACCUCGCCAGUCUUCCUACUCUCAAAUGCGCGGAAAUCGACAUUCCGUGGCCUAGAAGCUUGAACCGGGGCGAAGAGCCAGAAUCGUCGGUCAUACAGCAAGGAUUUGAGAAUGCCACUUAUCUUCACCUCACAACCGCCCGCAUGGCACAUGUGACAAGCCUCUUUGCACAGAACCCGAAACGGCCGUCGCACGUCUGCGUCGAUGUCGGCGAAGGGCCAGAGAGUUGGGCUAUCUGGACGUUCUUCAAUACGCUUGUAUCCUCCCCUUCCUACUUCAACCUGACGCACGUCGUCCUCGAAUGCUGGGACACUAUCAACAAUGACAUUGUUGCCCGUCCGACGCGGGCAUGGUUCGAGUCGCUUACGCCGCUACUUUCGCUUCGACGACUCGAAGUCCUCAGCCUCGCCGUGCAAUGCUCGUUUGACUUCGCCGACGACGACUUGUCCCGGAUGGCCCAGGCAUGGCCCGAUCUGGAGGUACUCGUGGUCGAGCGAUACCACGACGACGAGCCCCCGCAUGCGACGCUCCGCGGCCUCGGGGCGUUCGCGCUGCACUGUCCGAAGACGCGGGUCAUCAGGCUCAUGGUCGACGCACUAGAAGCAGACGCCACGGGGCUAGAGGAUGUAAGUCCCCUGCCUCGCCUUUCGCGGGAGAAGCUCUGUCUCUCGCUGGGCAACUCGCGAAUCGGCGACCCGGAGGCCGUCGCGCGGGUGUUGACGGCGUUCUUCCCUGGCGCUCGGGAUGUGAACACGUGGGACGGACGCUGGAGCUAUCGGCAUGAGGAGUUUGCCGCGUACAAGGAUAGGUGGGAUAAGGUGAACGAGCUGCUCGAGUGGGGUGGGGGACCCCGGGAGGAGAGAGUGACGAUUCAUGAGGCGCUCAUUGCUGGUGAUAACACGGAUGGGGUGGUAUCAUAG
Molecule: messenger RNA, 1593 nt
Organism: Coniophora puteana RWD-64-598 SS2
Lineage: Eukaryota; Fungi; Basidiomycota; Agaricomycetes; Boletales; Coniophoraceae
Exons: 2
Coding region: 1-1593 (530 amino acids)
Source: RefSeq, a predicted model, not a curated record